Messenger RNA from Ipomoea triloba (trilobed morning glory), 735 nucleotides. RefSeq lists its product as uncharacterized. The coding region runs from base 1 to 735 and encodes 244 amino acids. The record is from RefSeq and is a predicted model, not a curated record. The transcript has 5 exons. NCBI's taxonomy places the organism in Eukaryota, Viridiplantae, Streptophyta, Magnoliopsida, Solanales, Convolvulaceae.
AUGGAGACACAAUUGAAUGUUUUACUCUUGGAGAUUUGUGGGAUUGCUAUGAGGAAUGGAGUGUAUAUGGCAAACCAAAAAGAGAAUGAAGAUGUUGCCAAGGCCAGUAUUGAGGGGGAGAAAACAGAUGAGUCCUCAAGCAAGGAGAGGGAUGGCAUUUCCAUAGAGAAAAACAAGGAUUGUUGUGAUGAUAAGCCUUCUUCAGAGGCAGAACAACAUGGACAUCUCUACUUUCAGUUUUGUGAUACAAUUGCUGAAUUUGCAGAAGUGCAUCCUGGGCUCUUCACAUUGAAAACUGCUGACUUGUCUCCUGCAAGUUGGAUUUCAAUUGCUUGGUACCCUAUUUAUCAAAUUCCAACAAAGGGUAGUCACAAGGAUCGUCUGUCAACUUGCUUCCUUACCUAUCAUGCUCUCUCAUCAUCAUCUAUUCGAGGUGGAGUGAAUUCGGAUAAGGAUGGGAACAAGAAAGGGAAGAAAGUUUUGGAAAUGGUGAAAGGAGAAGAAGGAAACAACUAUACUAAAAAGAGUGGGGAUGUUCUUUAUCCAUAUCCAUUUGGGAUGGCUACAUAUAGAUUGGAUGAUGAGAUUUGGAUAAAUGGAAAUACUUUUGAUGACUAUGAGAGAAUCAUUGACCUCUACAAUGCCGCAGAGUGUUGGUUGAAGCGACUCAACGUUUGGCAUCAUGACUUUAACUUCUUUACUUCAAAAUUAAGUCUCCAGGGAUUCUCCAUAUAA